Pecten maximus is the source of this 1143-nucleotide messenger RNA. Its product is annotated as protein SREK1IP1-like. The record is from RefSeq and is a predicted model, not a curated record. Lineage: Eukaryota; Metazoa; Mollusca; Bivalvia; Pectinida; Pectinidae. Gene Ontology annotation, molecular function: nucleic acid binding; zinc ion binding. The coding region runs from base 82 to 699 and encodes 205 amino acids. The transcript has 5 exons.
AAGUUUUGCCUGAAGCGUUCAAGUGACGCGUAAUCAUACUCGCUAACGAGCUUAGUUUCAGUUUGAUGCCAGAGUCUCAGGAUGCAGGAUAUUCACGGUCUGGUUUCAAAGCUAACUAGUAAAACCAAUGACGGCAACAGAGCUGCAUGCAGAAAAUGUGGAUAUGCUGGUCAUCUAACAUUCCAAUGCCGGAACUUCAUAAAAUCGGACCCAGAGAAGGAUGUUGUGUUGGAUGUCAGUAGCACCAGUUCAGACUCUAGCGAGGAGUUUGUAUCCCCACUUACCAAGCUUAAUCAGAGUAAAAUGUCCAAACAAAAAGAAAAAAAGUUUUUCAAAACUGAGAAGAAAAGAAAGAAGAAAAGCAACAAAAGAUCAAGGUCAAGAUCCCCAAGACGUAAAUCUAAACACAAACACAGAGAUUAUUCAGAUGAGAGUUCAGACUCUGGGUCAGAAGACAGAAUUAAACAUAGACAUCGACACAAAUCAGAGUCCGAUUCAUCACUGGACAGAGAGAGGAAGAGACGGAAGAAAAAAAAGAGGAAAGAAAAACAUUAUUCAGAUAAUGAUGAUGAAAGCUCCUCAGAAGAUUCAGAAGAUGAAGUAAAAAUGAAGAAAAAACACAAAAAGAAUAAAAAACAUAGGAAAUCAAAACAUAAAAAGCACAAACAUAAAGAUGAUAGCAGUGAGUCAAGUUCAUAGUCAUUGGAUUUCUUCACACAAACUGAAAAGAAAAGUGAACAUUCAGUUGUAACUCUCAUCAAGUUUAAAGUGUUCAAAGUCCAUGACAGUGAGAGAGAGGUGUUCAUUAUAACAGAUAAUAACAGUGUGUGUGAUGGUGGAGGUGGCCAUCAUACAGAUUUCGACGGAAAAAUUUUGAAUGUAUGUGUCCAUUGUACAUUGCUCACCUUAUCCACAACAGUAAAUUUGGCCGGUUCCCAUUGCACAUGCCCAGUGAAUCCACCACAGUAAAAUAGGCCGGUUCCCAUUGUGCAUGCAUUACAAAAGAAAUAAGGAUGAAAUGUUAUUUACAAAGGAUAGAUGUAGAUUUUUGUCAAAGUGUGUUUGUUGACUUUGUUCACCAAAUGGCUAUCUGUGUUUAUUAGUUUUCAUAGAAAACAAUAAAAUGAGCAAAUAAAUUGAUAA